UUAGUUUGUUUUUGCUUUAUGUUCUCGUCUUAACGCAACACUUCACUGAGAAAAAUGGCGACGGCGACGGGAAAUGCGAGGGGAUUCGGAGGCGGUGAUCGGACGGCGAAAUCGGUCGUCUCCGAUCAGACAUCUCAGGCCGUGAAUUCCACUGCCAACCUUCUUCAUCUGAUGCGUCAGUCUUCUCCGUCUCAGGCAAAGUUGGCAAAGCUCCCGAAAAAUCUUUUGGCAAAAGCCUCGAUGACAAAAGCAACUGGACAAGUGCUUGAACAGCUGCCUCAAGUGAUUUCAUCCCUGGAUGGCCAUAUAGAAAGCGGGUUGCACAGUACUGUUCAUCUAAAUACCCUAACACAGUGGGUAAAUCACACAGAUAUACCAAAAGUGUCGCAGGAAUUUCAGAGAUACACCCAAAAAAACAUAACACAUUAUUUUUUUUUUGAAAAGACCGUAAUACCCUUAAUGAAAUCGUGUAAUUGUAAUUGCAACGUCGCAAUUGAUUCUAAAUACAGUUGUAAUUGAUUCUAAAUAUAGUUGCAAUUGAUUCUAAAUGAAGUGGCAAAAAAUAUAUCUUAUUAGUUAUAAGAUUUUUAGUUGUUAUAUGGUCAUAAAUACUUCUUUUUUUAGUCGUAUAUUAGUUAUAUAACAGUUGUAAUAAAGUCGUAAAAAAUAUAGAAAAAAGGUUAUUUCGGACUUUUUGAGUGAAAAAAUGGUAUAAAAUUGAAAUAAAAAAAUUACUGCUCAUUUUGGGUGUAUCUCUGAAAUUCAUGCGACACAUUUGGUAUAUUUAAGUGAAUUACCCUAACACAGUUGCUCGAAAACAUGCAAAGCACCCAGCUUCGCGCUCUUCGACAAUCUAAUCUCUUCCCUUUGUACCAAAUCCCUCACUCUAAUCUUUUUUUUUUUCACUAAUU
Molecule: messenger RNA, 911 nt
Organism: Tarenaya hassleriana
Lineage: Eukaryota; Viridiplantae; Streptophyta; Magnoliopsida; Brassicales; Cleomaceae
Product: tobamovirus multiplication protein 2B-like
Exons: 4
Coding region: 55-519 (154 amino acids)
Source: RefSeq, a predicted model, not a curated record